Molecule: messenger RNA, 593 nt
Organism: Brienomyrus brachyistius
Lineage: Eukaryota; Metazoa; Chordata; Actinopteri; Osteoglossiformes; Mormyridae
Product: 40S ribosomal protein S16
Exons: 6
Coding region: 104-556 (150 amino acids)
Biological process (GO): translation; maturation of SSU-rRNA from tricistronic rRNA transcript (SSU-rRNA, 5.8S rRNA, LSU-rRNA)
Cellular component (GO): cytosolic small ribosomal subunit; ribosome
Molecular function (GO): structural constituent of ribosome; RNA binding
Source: RefSeq, a predicted model, not a curated record
CACGCAAGGUGUCACGCUGCCGUAAAGCAGCACGGAACUGUCGUGCUGGAGCCUUAUCGUCACGCAUUGAUAGGCUUACGGUCUUUUCCUGUGGUUCUGACGCAUGGCUGGAAACAUGCCGGCUAAAGGUCCUUUGCAGUCUGUCCAGGUUUUCGGACGUAAAAAAACCGCCACGGCCGUCGCCCACUGCAAACGAGGGAAUGGCCUCAUAAAGGUGAACGGCAGGCCUUUGGAAAUGGUUGAACCUGCUACUCUGCAGUACAAGCUUCUGGAACCCGUCCUGCUGCUGGGUAAGGACCGCUUUGCGGGGGUAGACAUCAGGGUCCGUGUCAAGGGAGGUGGACACGUCGCACAGGUCUACGCUAUUCGUCAGGCUAUUUCCAAGUCCCUGGUUGCUUACUACCAGAAAUAUGUGGACGAGGCCUCUAAGAAGGAGAUCAAAGACAUCCUGAUCCAGUACGACAGGACCCUGCUGGUGGCAGACCCUCGUCGCUGCGAGUCCAAGAAGUUCGGUGGACCUGGUGCCCGUGCGCGCUACCAGAAGUCUUACCGCUAGUGUGUGUGUUUUCGAGCAAUAAAAGAGGGUAAAAGUG